AUGGUCCUGAGGGUCGCUGUCAUCGGAGGCGGGCCAGCAGGUCUCGUGACUUUGAAAUACCUCUUAGAGGCACGCAAGUUCUUUCCGGGCGUAGAAAUCGAGGCAGACCUAUUCGAGAAGGAGGAAGACGUCGGCGGUGUCUUCACCUACGGAGUGUAUGAAGAUGCCGAGCUUGUUUCCUCGAAGUAUUUCACAGCCUUCUCCGAUUUCCGGGUUCCCGGAAGCGUCAACGACUUCCUGACGCCCAGGAGAUACGUUGAGUAUCUCAAAGCAUACGCAACGAGGUUCGACCUCUGGGCCCACAUCCACCUUUCGACUGAGGUCACCUCUGUUUCACCGGACCCGGAACACCCAUCUCAGCACAUCCUCAUUACCUGUGGAACGCAGACGCAAGACAAGGCCCACACAGAGCGCCGAUACCACGCGAUCGCGAUCUGCAGUGGACUCAACCAGACCCCGUUCAAGCCAGCCGUUCCGGGACUCAACGCACCGCUGCCCACCACCAAUGAAGAUGGAGGCCAGUGCAGCAACCCGGACCAAAUGCCCGACGUCGCAGCCCACCCCGGUAUCAAGAUCCUCCACUCGGCCGACUUCAAAUCCCGCGACCAAUUCGGCAAAGACAGCACCAUCCUGAUCCUCGGCGUCGGCGAGACAGCAAUGGACAUAGCCCACCUCGCAGUCACAUCCCCAACGCGCCGGGUGAUCCUCGCCCACCGCGACGGCUUCACCUACUUCCCCAAGAUCGUGCCGGUCCCGUUCCGCGCCGGCGGCCGCAGCGGCGGGCCCGACCCGGCCCGCCCGAACAAGCCCGCCGACUGCACGGCAGCGUCCCUGUUCGACACGGCGUACGUGCCCGGCAUCAUCCAGCGCGGGCCCUGGCUGUGGGCCGCGUACGACGCCUUCGUGGUCAACAUGGCGUGGGCCAUCUCCGGGACGCGGGCCGGGUUCGACCAGUGGGUCGGCGGCGUCAGCAGGCGGAGGAUGCAUACCGACUGCCUGCUGGUCUGCAAGAGCGGCCGGGCGCUGCCGUACAUCUCGGAGCAGUACCGGAGCACGUCGUGGCUGAACCGGUGGAGGUCCUGGCUCAUCAACGUGGAGCUGGUGCCGACGGGCGGGAGGAAGAUUGACCUUGCGCCGUGGCCGAGGUGUGUUGACCAGGAGGGGGUGGUUCAUUUUGAGGAGAAUGAACGGCCCGAGUCGGCGGUUAUGAGGAGGGAGAAGGGGAUCCGGCCCGAUGUCGUUGUUUUCGCGACUGGGUAUAAGCAGUCGUUUCCGUUUCUUUCCAAGGGGGGUGUCUACCCGUCGCUGGAUGACUGCGUGGCCAGGGGCAUUUUCCGGAAUGUCGAGGACGGCAUCGCAUAUAUCGGAUUCAUCCGCCCAAGCUUUGGCGCGAUCCCGCCCAUCGCGGAGCUCCAGGCCCAGACCUGGAUAUACCACCUCGUCAGAAGCCCCAAGUUCCGGCCUUACUUCUCACCUGGGUUCAAGCCGCCCGCCCGCUCCCCCAACGCCGUCGCACGGUACGAGAUGGACUACAAGCUCAAGAGCCGCGACAAGGACCACGACUUCGCGGCGACGAAGCGCGCCGUCGACCACGAGAGCUACAUGUACCAGCUGGCGCUCGACAUGGGGUCCGCGCCGACCUGGACACACGUGCUGGGGCGCCUGGGCCGCGAGGUCUUCUUCACGUGGGCCAUGGGCCCCAACUUCCCGACCAAGUUCCGCCUCGUGGGACCGUGGGCCAGUGGCGAGACGGCGCGGGAGGCGGCGGCGUUGAUGAGGAGGGACGGGGAGCUGGGCAGGCUGGUCAGGAGGACCGGGGGGACGGUGUUCUUUGUCUCCUUUACUGUCAUCCCGCUGAUCAUCUUUGGGCCGGUCAGCAUCUUGAUCAAUACUUUGUAUUGGGUCCUGCGGGCCAUUGGGAUUUGUGGUUGA
Diaporthe batatas is the source of this 1932-nucleotide messenger RNA. RefSeq lists its product as uncharacterized. The record is from RefSeq and is a predicted model, not a curated record. The coding region runs from base 1 to 1932 and encodes 643 amino acids. Gene Ontology annotation, molecular function: NADP binding; flavin adenine dinucleotide binding; N,N-dimethylaniline monooxygenase activity. The transcript is spliced from 3 exons. NCBI's taxonomy places the organism in Eukaryota, Fungi, Ascomycota, Sordariomycetes, Diaporthales, Diaporthaceae.